This is a messenger RNA of Gavialis gangeticus (Gharial), 1851 nucleotides long. Its product is annotated as relaxin-3 receptor 1-like. Lineage: Eukaryota; Metazoa; Chordata; Crocodylia; Gavialidae. Gene Ontology annotation, molecular function: G protein-coupled receptor activity. Gene Ontology annotation, biological process: immune response; G protein-coupled receptor signaling pathway. The record is from RefSeq and is a predicted model, not a curated record. Gene Ontology annotation, cellular component: membrane. The coding region runs from base 54 to 1373 and encodes 439 amino acids. The transcript has a single exon.
CAGCAGCAGAGCUGCUCCGGUGCUGUUGCCAGGCAUGGCAGGGAGGGGGCUACAUGCAGGCAGAUGAAAACCCAGCGGUGCUGACAGAUCGGAUCAGUAACUUAUUGGAAGCAGCUCAUAGCCGAGCCUGGCACAGCCCAGGUGCAGAAGGGCCCUGGCACUCUCUGGCUGAGCCCCACCGGCCGGGGUCAUGCUCAGCAUGCCGCGGCUCCUGCAGGGAAGGUGAGCAGAAGCCCAGCACAAGCAUGUCCAUGCAGGACUGUUGCAGGAUGGAGGAGAAACUCCACGCUGGCAGCAGCAGAAACAUCUCCAAUCACAGCCUGGGGGACCUGAGCUCCUUCCUGCCCCCUGACAGCACCAAGGCUGCUCGCAUUGUCAUAGCCGUGAUCUACUCCAUCAUCUGUGCCCUGGGUGUGGUGGGCAAUGCACUGGUGCUCUUCCUGCUGGGCUCAAGGCGCCGGGGGAAGAUGUCCAGCAUGAUGUUCUUCGUGCUCAACUUGGCAGCCACUGACUUUCAGUUUGUCCUCACUUUGCCCUUCUGGGCUGUGGACAUGGCCCUGGACUUCAGCUGGCCCUUUGGCAAGCUCAUGUGCAAGCUGGUGUCCUCGGUGUCCACCAUGAACAUGUACGCCAGCGUCUUCUUCCUCACCGCCAUGAGCGUGGCCCGCUACUGCUCUGUGGUGUCCUCCCUGAAGGCCAAGCAAGGCUCUGCCUCCCGAUGCCAUGCCAAGCUGGCCAGCGCUGUCAUCUGGGUCUCUACAGCCAUUGCUACCCUGCCACAUGCCGUCUUCUCCACCACCCAUGCGGUCUCCGGGGACGAGCUCUGCCUAGUCAAGUUCCCGGAGCUGGAGGACAUUGACCCCCAGUUCUUGCUGGGCUUGUACCAGACCCAGAAGGUCCUGCUGGGCUUUGUCAUCCCUUUGGCCAUCAUCUUGGCCUCGUACAUCCUCCUCCUCCGCUUUUUGAGCCGGAUGAAGAUGAGCCGCAGCCACCCCCGCAGGAGGUCCCGGGUCACCAAGUUGGUCACUGUCGUGGUGCUCACCUUCUUCCUCUGCUGGCUCCCCAACCAGGCGCUGACGGCCUGGGGCAUCUUCAUCAAGUUCAACCUGAUGCCCUUCACCGAGGCCUUCUAUGCUGCCCAGGCCUACAUCUUCCCCAUCACCGUGUGCCUGGCUUACGCCAACAGCUGCCUCAAUCCCGUCCUCUACUGCCUGGUGAGGAGGGAGUUCCAGGAGGCGCUCAAGGGACUCUUGCACAAGGUAACCCCCUCCUUCAGCCGGCACGCUGGCCAAGCCCCCCCGGCAGCCGAGCCCGGUGCCCCCAGCUCUGCCCCCGGAGAAGGAGCCGCCUCAGCCCCUGGGCUGCACCCGUGAGACUCUAUGCAGCUCCUGACGGUUUAUCUACCCCCGGUACAUGCUGCCCACUUGCUUCUCCUCCAUGCUUGCCAGCUUCUGGAAGGGAUGCCAGGCUGGCCCUGAGCACGUGCCCAGCCCUGCACCUGGGCUUUGCCAUGGGCAUUCUCAUUGGCACUCACUCAGGGUGGCAUGCAAGUGGCUUUGCCGCCUCCUUAGCAUACAUGAGGCCAGAGCAAGCAGCGGAGCCAGCUUCCAGCCGUGCAGGCCUGGCCUUAGACAGCCCUGGGGAGCCCCAGACACCUGCUGGGUUCCUUUUCUGCCCUGCUGCCGGCCUUCAGCAAAUCCCCUCCCCAUCUUCGUGCUCCCAUCUCGCUUCUGCCUGUCUCGUCUCUUUAGUGUGAGCUCUCCAGGGCAGGGCAGCAUCUUGCUCUCUGUACGCGCAGCGCCCGGUCCGCUGGGGCAUCGAUCUCGUGGGGAACAGCUCCCGCAAUAAACA